AUGAUCAUCUCGGUCCGUUUCCUAACCGUCCAAAUUUACCGUCUGCAUCGCUGCAUGGCCGAAAAUUACCAAAAACUUCUCUUCUUAACCCUCACCCUAACCGGAAUCACCGCAACCGUCCACUGGCUGCUGCUCAACCAUCCGACCUUCUUCAACCAGUUGCAAACAAACCUCCACAACUACCCCCUCGGAGUGAUCUUCGGAGUGACCACGGUCGCUCUGAUCUCCUGUCUGCUCCUGUACGCCCUCCACCGAGAAUCCGCCCAAAAGACGCUCAUCCGAAGUCGGUCCGCCAUCCGGCUUAAGUACAUCGACUUCAUCCUACUCUGUCUCAGCACCGGGUUGAGGGAGGCCACCGAGCGGCACCUUCGGCCGGCCAGCGUUGAGCAGCUGGACUCGUUCCAUACCGCGGUGGAGGCUUGCAUCGAUCGGUUUCGGGAGGAUGCACGACGGCUCUUUCACGGGUUCGGGUGUUCCAGGACCGCGACGCUGCAGCAGCUGGAGGAACACUUUCGGAUUGAUCAGCGGAGACCUGGUGGAGAGGGGUUGGUGGUUGGAGAGGAAAUUCUCAAGUUGAAAAGAACAUCAAAAUCGUUACUGAGUGAAAAGGCUUUGAAGAACUUGCUCACGAAAUGA
Molecule: messenger RNA, 636 nt
Organism: Culex quinquefasciatus (southern house mosquito)
Lineage: Eukaryota; Metazoa; Arthropoda; Insecta; Diptera; Culicidae
Exons: 2
Coding region: 1-636 (211 amino acids)
Source: RefSeq, a predicted model, not a curated record